Molecule: messenger RNA, 375 nt
Organism: Drosophila suzukii
Lineage: Eukaryota; Metazoa; Arthropoda; Insecta; Diptera; Drosophilidae
Source: RefSeq, a predicted model, not a curated record
AUGAUGAACGCGACCACGCAAAGUAGAAGUAGCUGCCCGAUCUGGGAGUCGAGGCCGGAGUCUGGGCCCUGGCUCCAGACCAUACGAUCUCGAGCCCUCCUAAUCGAGGGGGGAUCCAUGAGUUUGAAACUAAUUGCACACUUGAUUUCAACGAGGAUUCUGGAACUUUUCAAGCUGCCUUGGGCUGGCGCCACCAACAUUCAACAGCAGCUUGGGGCGGCGGCUGCAGAUCGGCUCCAAAUCGCACAGGUCCAGGUUGCAGCUCCACUCCAACCACUUCGGCCACUCCGACCACAGGCAUCAAUAGCACCACCGACGAAGACCAAGACUACGACCAAGACCAAGACCAAGACCAAGAAGAUCCGAGCACGUUAA